UGAGGGGCUGCGUCUCGCCGCCGCCGCCCGGGCCGGGCAUGGUGUUGGGCGCCGGGCCCGCCUCGCCUGUCUCCGGGUGCCCAGGGGAAAGGUGGCAGCGAUGCUGACGCUGGCCAGCAAGCUGAAGCGGGACGAUGGGCUCAGAGGGUCCCGGACGGCAGCCUCGGCAGCGGACUCCACGCAGAGGGUCUCCGUGAGAGACAAGCUGCUCGUGAAAGAGGUUGCAGAACUUGAAGCUAAUUUACCUUGUACUUGUAAAGUGCAUUUCCCUGACCCAAACAAGCUGCACUGCUUCCAGCUCACUGUCACCCCAGAUGAGGGUUACUACCAGGGUGGAAAAUUUCAGUUUGAAACUGAAGUUCCUGAUGCAUACAACAUGGUGCCUCCCCGAGUGAGAUGCUUGACUAGGAUGUGGCACCCUAACAUCACAGAGACAGGGGAGAUCUGUCUAAGUUUACUGAGAGAACAUUCGAUUGACAGCACGGGCUGGGCUCCCACGAGGACAUUAAAGGAUGUUGUUUGGGGAUUAAACUCUUUAUUUACUGAUCUUCUGAACUUUGACGAUCCACUGAAUAUCGAAGCAGCAGAGCAUCAUUUGCGGGACAAGAAGGACUUCUGGAAUAAAGUGGACGACUACAUCAAGCGCUACGCCAGAUGAUGAAGGGCCGCGUGCUACAGCCGUGCAGUUUGAUUCUGACGUAAAGCCGCCAGCCGCCCCUCCCCCGUCCUCACACUCCCUCUCAGGCCCCCUGGAUUGCCCCCGUCCUGUGGCUAUGUGGUCCUGAGAAGACCAUCUUCAUGACUGCCCAUUGUAGAUGGAGACUCCAACAUAAAUACAGCAAGAAAUGUGU
Messenger RNA from Oryctolagus cuniculus (rabbit), 851 nucleotides. The record is from RefSeq and is a predicted model, not a curated record. Lineage: Eukaryota; Metazoa; Chordata; Mammalia; Lagomorpha; Leporidae.